Messenger RNA from Panicum virgatum (switchgrass), 2357 nucleotides. RefSeq lists its product as uncharacterized. The coding region runs from base 515 to 1927 and encodes 470 amino acids. The record is from RefSeq and is a predicted model, not a curated record. Gene Ontology annotation, molecular function: protein binding. NCBI's taxonomy places the organism in Eukaryota, Viridiplantae, Streptophyta, Magnoliopsida, Poales, Poaceae. The transcript has 5 exons.
AUCCGAACAGCGCCAAAGGCCUCACUCUGGUACUUCCUCCCUAUCCCUCUCUCCGAGGAGCGGCGGCGGCGGCGGCGGCGUCGUCUUCCCCUUCCUGUGGCCGUCAGUCCCUCGCGCCCCCAGGCCCCAAUCGUGACACCGGCGUCUUUGAUCCACUCUCAACUCCACCACCGGUGCUCGUCGGGGGGUCUCGAGGCUUCGAACGUCGUGGCCGGUGCUGGCCCAGACUAGCGCCGGCGGUGGCUCCCCCCGUAUUCUCUGGGAUUUGGCGGCCCCGGUGCCGCCGUCCUGCGACGGCUCAGCGACUGCGCGUCGGAUCAAAGGAAGAAAGAUCCGUUUCCGUUGGUUGUUAGAUGCCGAAGAUUGUACAAUUCGAUUCUGAAGCCAAUAAUCGUGGGAGCCUUUCUCCUUUCGCUUGUGGCCUCGAGGCCAAUAGUAUAAAGCACCACCGGACGUCAUCGAUUUUAUUCGUACUGCUCCGGAUUGUACGAAAUCUUUGUUACUUCUGACUCUCAUGGCAUCUCCAUCGGACAACAAUAAAAACGAAAACGGAGAUGAUGAUAGGCUCAGCGCGCUCCCGGAUCACAUUCUCGUUGAUAUCAUGCACCGCCUUGACUUGAGAACUAUGAUACGGGCUAGUACAGUCUCAACGCGGUGGAAGCCGCUUCCUUAUUUGCUAACAAAUCUUUAUCUUCGUGUCGACGACUUCAAACCUCGAACAGGGAUUUUAGUGAUGAGGCAGCUCAACAGCCUGAUGAGUCUUUAUACCGAAACAAUAAAGAGAUUGUUGGCUCCCACGACCGAACGCGCCAUCAAGGUCCUGCGCCUCCGUUUCUACAUGACAGAUCGUCACCUGAAACCCAUCGGCUCCAUAGUAACCAGCGUCCUUGAGCGUGGGGGCACCAAGCUCCUCGAGUUCAUCAUAGUGACAGAGCGACAUGACGUGCAAUGCAGUGAGGAGGACAACGUCCGUUUCGGACAGCGCUUCGUCAGGUUCUUCAGCUCCUACCCCUACGCAUUCAGAUGUCUUAGAGUCCUCUGCAUUCAGAACAUGAGAUUCAACGAGUCCGAUGUGCCAGAUCUGCUGAAUGCCUGUGAGCAGCUGCAGCGCUUGUGCAUCGAGUCCUGUGACUCUGGCCGGCAAUCCGUUCUGCAGAUUGACGCACCACGCUCGCGGCUGGUGGAGCUGGCAUUUGAAUUCUGCGGCUAUGUUCGAAUCGAGCUUGUCCGGGUCCCUAAACUCAUGGUGGUUUCUUAUGACACUUGGAUGGGUGGAAGCCCUCCCGUUGUUUUCGGUCACGUCCCAAGCCUUCGACGCAUUGAUUUCGGCUGCGCUACCAUGAAUUGGCAGCCACCGUUCGUGCUGAGCAACUGGCUGUCAGGCACAAGACUGGAAACUGUGAGCUUGGACUUCCAUGAUUGUAUGAUUUGGGUUAAACCUGAAGACCCCAAACUGCUCCAACCUAUCUUUAGCAAGCUGACGGAUUUGUUCCUCUCCAACAUCUUCGCCGAAUGCGACCUUGACUGGACUGUCUAUCUCCUUGAAGCCGCACCCUCUCUGAAGAAUUUCUUCCUCAUGGUGUCAAGACAUGUGUGCGGAAGGAAUGACCAUGUGGACAAUGCUGAGAGGGUCAAUGUUGCAUGGGAAGCAUCAUCUGGCUUCAAGCAUUACAACUUAAAGUUACUGGACAUAGAAGGCUUCGAGAUGGAUUGUAAGAUGAUGAAAUACAUAAGGCUUGUGAUGGGGUGUGCUGCCCGGCUGAGGAUGAUCUGCUUGCACAAUAAAGAACCAUGCAAUGAUUGUGAUGCCAUGCACCUUGAGGCUCCAUCAGGGUCUAGUUUUCCAGUUGAUGAGGGUGAUAAGAAUCUAAUAAGGGAGCAUCUAACAGAUGGGCUCUCAUCUGCUAUUGAAAUAACCUUUGACUGAUAUCAAGAUUAUUACUGAUGGUCUUGUCAAAUAAUCUAAGAGGGGUGUGCUUUCUUGGUGCAGCUGGAAAUGGUUGGACCGAUAGAGCCUGAUAAUUCCAGAUUCCCCUGUUACCGGAUUGUUGUUAGAAUGCUUGUUACUGCCAAUUUGGUCGAUGCUGCUGUAAAUUUUUUUUGAGUUUUAGUUAAUGAUGAAAAGCACAUGGUAACUACGCAACGAGUACUUUGCGCGCGCCUUGGCGCGCCCCGGACAUUUUAAGCUAAACCAUCAAGUAGCCUUAGUAUAUAUUUGUAAUAGAUUAUCUAAUAAUAGGCUACUUAGCAAGGUAUUGUUUUGAUGUCUGGUCCAGGAAAAAGUAGGCUAUAGACACAUAAAGGUAUGUACAUAUUUUAUUGAUAACUAUAUUAUAGUUACAGAGUAGUUAGGUAUA